Molecule: messenger RNA, 825 nt
Organism: Parastagonospora nodorum SN15
Lineage: Eukaryota; Fungi; Ascomycota; Dothideomycetes; Pleosporales; Phaeosphaeriaceae
Exons: 2
Coding region: 1-825 (274 amino acids)
Biological process (GO): fatty acid beta-oxidation
Cellular component (GO): peroxisomal matrix
Source: RefSeq, a predicted model, not a curated record
AUGUCGUCCCAAGAAGAACCCAUCCUCGUCGAAUACCGCGGCAAGCUCGCCAUAAUCACCCUCGAUGUCCCCAAGAAACUCAACGCCCUCAGCGGCGAAGCAUACUACAAGCUCGCGCGCGCCAUGUACGAAGUUGCCGAGCACGACGAAGUCUUCAUCACCGUCUUGACAGGCAAAGGACGAUUCUUUUCUGCCGGUGCAGACGUCUCCUUCGGCGGCACAACCGACCCCUCCGCCAUCGACGAGCGCCAACAAUGGCUCCGCAGCUUCGUCGCCAACAACCUGCACAUCACCCAUGCCUUCUACACGCACCCCAAGAUCCUCGUCACCGCGCUCAACGGUCCUGCAGUCGGCCUGAGCGCCGCGCUCGUUGCUUUCUCAGACUUCAUUUACGCGGCUCCGCACACGUUUUUGCUCACCCCGUUUUCUAGCCUGGGUCUGGUGACCGAGGGCAAUGCGUCGAUUGGCUUCGUACAGCGCCUGGGUAUCUCGAAGGCGAACGAGGCGCUGAUUAUGAGCAAGCGGAUUACGUGUGAGGAGCUGGUGCAGGUCGGGUUUGUGAACAAGGUAUUUGACGUCGGGGGUAAGGACAACAGCGAUAAAUUCCUCGCAGAGGUGUUGAAGGAGGUGGAUGAGCGGCUGGGCGACCACCUCAACGGCGAGAGUCUGGUCAAGAUUAAGGAGUUGAUUCAGAAGCCAAUGCGCGAAAAGCUGGAUCGGCAGGGUGUGGAUGAGGUGUUUGCGGGCAUGAAGAGAUUUCUGAAAGGUGUGCCGCAGGAGGAGUUUAGGAAGAUUGCGAGCGGGGAGAAGAAGCAUAAACUGUAG